AUGGUUGUUGAAGGACGCGCUAAGGCCAAAACGCAGCCGAAUAGAAAGUCACCGGUUGCAAAUAUCUCAAACAUCAGUUCAUUGAAACGGUUCCCUGAUAAAGACUAUGCCCUAGAUCUUUUACACCAAAUGGCCGUGGCCGUGGGGCCUAUUAUCAACCACUAUAACUUUAAAGUGGGUAUGCUUUGCGAGAUGUCGCCGAAGAGCCCAAACCUUUUGGGACUAAAUGUGAAUAAGGGCCAGAAGAUAUUGAUUAGACUACGAACCCCUUACAAUGAGAAACUGUUCUUCCCAAUGUCAGACCUAAUAGGAACGUUUCUUCACGAGUUGACACAUAAUGUUCACGGUCCACAUGAUGCUAAAUUUUAUGCUCUACUAGAUGAACUACGGAACAAGUAUGAAACUGCGUUCUCUUCUGGAUCAUAUGUUUGUGAAGAGAACAAGUUGGGUGGCGCCUACGUGCCUCCAUGGCUGCUGAGCGUUACGGUUAGGCAAAAGAGACUUGAUGCUGUUUCGAAGAUGAAGUACAAGUCUGAGACGAGACGCCUUGGUGGUCCUUUGAAGACCCAGCGUCCUACGGACCUUAAAGCUGCGAUGGCUGAAGCAGCAGAAAGACGUUUGAAAGAUUCAAAAUGGUGUGGAGGAGAGAUAGAUGAAGAGGCGUUGGGGCUUGCUGGUCAAGACUCAGAUACUCCUUCUGAGAAGCUAAAAGAGUAUAAGGAUGUUAUUGACUUGACCAAUGAUGAAUCGGAAAUCAAGCAGGAUAAACAACCAGAAGUCAUUGUGAUUGAUGCGUGUGAGUCUUCUACAGGUAAAUCAUCUACUCCUUCAUCACCAAGGACCCUUGCACUGUCUGUUAGUGAAACGACUUUCGAUGUGAAACUACCGUCAACCCAGAGCGCAAUUUCAUUCACCACGUUUGUUCCAUUCAGAAGAUCCCUGUCCAUCUCGCUGAGUCCUCCGCUGUCUCUGUCUCCAGGUAAGCUCUUCAUCGGAGAAGACGGACUUUAUCCUCGGCUCAAGCUCGUUGCAGAUAUUGAUUUUGACCAUAUUAUUGAAUGGUCCGAGAUCACCGAUACGAAGAGAAGCAAGACCAAGAGCAAGAAAUCUACACUGAAAGUCAGCAAAUCCACCAAGAAGAGUAAGAAAGCUUCACCUAGAAAAAAGAAGAAGGAAGUGAGACCAAUAAGCUUCUCGGAACUUCUCGAAUACCAAACCAAAGUCAAGCUAGGCAAAUAA
Candidozyma haemuli is the source of this 1239-nucleotide messenger RNA. Its product is annotated as metalloendopeptidase. Lineage: Eukaryota; Fungi; Ascomycota; Pichiomycetes; Serinales; Metschnikowiaceae. The record is from RefSeq and is a predicted model, not a curated record. Bases 1 to 1239 code for a protein of 412 amino acids. The transcript has a single exon.